AUGCCUCCCAAGGAUAAGAAGCGAAAGCGCCAGCCGCAAGCGAGGGCUGGACCAGAGAAAGCCCAAAAGAAAAAGGGAAACAACACCGCAGGAAAAACGGCAAGAGCCACCAGAACACGUGAAGCAAUUGAGAAUGACUCCCAGUCUCCUAACUUUCCUCACUGGGAUCCUGCCAAAUCUACCAAGGCAAUUGACCGAUGCGAGAAUCUCAUCCACAAGCUGAGUGCAGAGGUCGAAUACCUAAAGUCAUUGAUCAAGCCCGGCAACAAAGAUGUCGAGAUCACGGAUCGGAACGAACUUGACAAGAACUUUGAAGAUAGAACCUACGGUAUUGAUGGUUCUGAAGAAGAUGGGAAUCCCCUAGACGCCGACCCCUACGAAGAGACUGGAGAAGAUGGAGAAGAAGUCCAAGCCCCAAACGGUCUUCGCCAGGAGGUGGUCAUGAGCCACAAAGCCAGCCCAGAACCUGAUAGCGAGGACGAGAAGUUCAAAAGCAAGGAAGAAAAAUUCAGAUUCCAAGUACAGAAGGGCAAAGCAGUCUAUCUCAAUGGGGUUUUCGAACCGCUCAAGGAGAUUCUCUCAUCGGGAAACUGA
This is a messenger RNA of Exophiala bonariae, 594 nucleotides long. RefSeq lists its product as uncharacterized. Bases 1 to 594 code for a protein of 197 amino acids. The record is from RefSeq and is a predicted model, not a curated record. NCBI's taxonomy places the organism in Eukaryota, Fungi, Ascomycota, Eurotiomycetes, Chaetothyriales, Herpotrichiellaceae. The transcript has 2 exons.